Molecule: messenger RNA, 1348 nt
Organism: Daktulosphaira vitifoliae (grape phylloxera)
Lineage: Eukaryota; Metazoa; Arthropoda; Insecta; Hemiptera; Phylloxeridae
Exons: 4
Coding region: 62-1087 (341 amino acids)
Source: RefSeq, a predicted model, not a curated record
UAUUAAUUGUUUUCUGCGGAUUUUCAACAGAUACAGUUAUUGAUUUGUGUUAGAAUUAAAAAUGUUCUUUUUAAAAAUGACUGACAUUAGUUUACUAUGUUCAAUAAUAUUUCUUACAUUAUCUACCGGCACAUCUAAACCUAAAAAUAUCCUUGACACAUUGUUUUCAAAUGUUGGAUGGAAAGAAUUGAAUGAUGUAAUUAAUGUUUUCUGGAUGGGAAGAUAUUACACAUUAUCUAUUGAACCUAAAAGUACCGUUUCUUUCGGUGGGAAAAUACGCGGAGCUACUUUAAUACUCGGUUGUACAUUCGCAAGGGAUUUAAAGAAAAUAUUUUUAAUGUUACAUUAUUAUCUUUGCUAUUGUCCUCUAUCAAUUGGCAACACAAACAUCUAUAAUUGUACCGUUGAGUUAUUGGAAAUAAUAAAAAAAUUAUCUUUAUUGGCAACAAUAAUGAAGGAAUCAUUGAUGGCAUUGGAUGAUCUGCAUACUAAACCAUGGGCUGAUUAUACUAGCUAUACUUUUUACUAUCAUUUGUCACUUUUGCAAAGGAUUCCAAGGAAAUUUGUAAGUGAACGUCCGUUACUAAAUGAUCCAUCAACGUCUUUAAACAUAUUAAAAUUUAUUAAAGUUGAUUUUGAAACAAAGGAAAAAGAUAUUACAGAUGACCUUAAAUGUUGUAAAUAUGUAAUCAAUAAUUUAAAUUCAAUAAAAAGAGACUUAAAGGAUCAUAUUCAAAAAUAUUCAAAUGAUUCAAAUAGGAAAAUAUUUUUAGAUUAUGUGAAAGAAAAACUCAACAAUGAAAUGAAUAAUAUUGUUUUAAAAAAGUAUCAUAAUUUAGGGUUCAUUUAUAACCCACAAAAUAAAAUGAUCGAUGUAUCAAUACCUGAUGAGUUAAAGACAAAUUUUAAAAAUAAAUCUGAAAAAUCAAGUACAUUAUCACUUAGGGAUGAAGCUAUAAAAUAUAAUCAGAAAUCUAGCGCCGAAAUAGAAGAUCUAUUAGAUUUUCUCAAUCAAGGAUUGAAAAAGAAUAAUUUAUCUGAAGGGAAGUCGGAAGAACCUACCCAAAAGAAACUAAAGUCCUCCUAAUCUAAUAAUUUGUUUUUUAUCGUUUUAAGUAUUAAAAUUAAAAAAAUAGACAAAAUUAUAAAUUCUUUAUGCCCAGAUAUUAACAAUUUAAUUCGCAAUAAUAAAUGUGUUAUGUAAUUUUAAGUUCAAUAAAUACUGAGUUUUUCGAUAACUAAACGAGUUAUUCUGUCUGUAAACCGCUUUAAAACGUUACUGCUCAACGUAUUCAAAUAAUAUCGAAAACGCUUAUAAAUACUUAAUCAAUAUGUACGAUAAAUCAAA